AUGGAAGAAACUACUAAAUCGAAAGCCUCCUCCUCCUACCCAACAAAAAAAACAAUAAUAAAAUUACUAACAACCCAUCUCUUCCUUUUCUUGAGCCUCCAUGUCUCCCAAGCCCAAACAGAGAAAAAGCCAUCACCACCAUCGUCACUGGAACUCGAGGCCUGCGACGGAAUAUUCCUGUCGUACACCCUCGUGGGGCGGCAGAAGGAGUACCCGCACGUGAAGAACGUGUCGAAGCAGGCGUGGGCGUUCAAGGCGGAAGCCACGCUGACGAACGUGGGAGAUGAGGAGGUGCAGGGGUGGAAGAUGUUUAUAGGGUUCCAGCAUCGCGAGAUUCUGGUCUCCGCGGACGGCGCCGUGCUCAUCGAUGCCGGUGAUUUUCCGGCUGCGGUGGGCAACGGGACGACGCUGGUGGGGACCGCCGUGACGGACUUGAGGACCGCCAUUGAAACCGCCGGGGAUCUGACCCAGAUGAGUGCCAAGAUUGAUAUUGUUGGGACGCAGUUUGGGUUGGGUGCUGGAGCCACGCCCAUGCCCAAAACCAUUACUCUCGAGAACGAUGGAUUCAAAUGCCCUGCACCUACUCAUCGAGCCACGAGAAUGUUCACAUGUUGCAGAAAGGACCCGACAGUGAAGGCAAAGCUAGCAAAAACAACCAAGUACCCACCUCGUAGGUAUGGAGACCUAACCAUCGCAUACGACGUGCUUCAAGCUUUCCAGAACAACUACUAUGUCCAAGUGACAAUGGAGAACAAACACCCAUUGGGUCGUCUUGAUCAUUGGAACUUGACAUUUGAAUGGCCAAAGGGAGAGUUCAUAUAUUCCAUUAAAGGAGCUUAUGCUCGCAGAAAAGACCCUUCUGAGUGCUUGUAUGGCGCAGCGGGAAAAUUCUACAAGGACAUGGAUUUCUCAGAAGUUGCGACCUGUCAGAGGAAGCCAACAAUCUCUGACCUUCCAGCAGAGAGAGCACAAGAUGAAAAGGUUGGGAAACUCCCUUGGUGCUGCAGGAAUGGCACCGUUUUGCCUCCGGUCAUGGACAAGAACAAAGCUAAGUCAAUGUUUCAGAUGCAAGUGUUCAAAAUGUCACCAGACACUGAUAACAGAACCUCCAUCACACCCCCUGCAAAGUGGAACAUCGAUGGUGUCAUCAAUCCGCAUUACCAAUGUGGUGCACCGGUAAGGGUUGACCCUCAGAUUUUCCCUGACCCUAGUGGCCUAAGCGCAAUCACCACAGCUGUUGCAAGUUGGCAAAUAGUUUGCAACAUAACCAAACCCAAGCCUCAGCAAAACCGUUGCUGUGUCUCCUUCUCAGCAUUCUACAACGGAUCAGCAAUCCCUUGCAACACGUGUGCAUGUGGCUGUGAUGACACAAGCAAGUGCAACUCCAAAGCCUUUCCAUUGCUUCUUCCACCAGAGGCUCUUCUUGUGCCGUUUGCAAACAGGACCCUGAAGGCACGUGCAUGGGCCAAACUCAAACACCUGCACAUGCCUAGCAAGCUCCCUUGUGCAGAUAACUGCCCCGUCAGCAUCAACUGGCACGUGAGUUCGGAUCACAAGGAUGGAUGGACAGCUAGGAUCACACUUUUCAACUGGGAGGAUUACGCCUUUGAUGAUUGGUUCACCGCGAUUCAGUUGAAGAAUACUUUUGAGGAUUUCAAAGAUGUUUAUUCCUUCAACGGGACAAGAAUUCCUGGUCUCAAAACCAUUUUCUUAGAAGGCCUAAAGGGUUUGAACUACUUGGCUGGAGAGACCAAUGGAACAUAUGCUUACGACCCUAGAGUGCCAGGGAAACAACAAUCUGUGGUUUCUUUCACCAAGAAGCACAUAAAAAACUUUGAUGUCACAAAAGAUGGGUUCCCCACUAAGGUUUACUUCAACGGAAUGGAGUGUUCACUUCCUCCAAUUAGACCAGCCAAAAAUUUGGGGCAUAAAUCUUCCAUCAGUAUCAUCGCACUCGUAUUCACUGCGUUUGUGAGUUUGUUGCUGAUCUAA
Sphenostylis stenocarpa is the source of this 1992-nucleotide messenger RNA. The record is from the annotation of a GenBank genome assembly. Lineage: Eukaryota; Viridiplantae; Streptophyta; Magnoliopsida; Fabales; Fabaceae.